Messenger RNA from Closterium sp. Yama58-4, 738 nucleotides. The record is from the annotation of a GenBank genome assembly. NCBI's taxonomy places the organism in Eukaryota, Viridiplantae, Streptophyta, Zygnematophyceae, Desmidiales, Closteriaceae.
AUGUGUGCGAAGCGGACAGUCUUGGUCGUCGCCUGCAUCAUCACUGUGCGACCGUCGGGACCUCAUCGCGCAACUCGACUACUAGUCAGGGUGGGUCUCCGCGAGGCAUCUGUUUGCGCGGCUGAUCCAAGUACUGUUAAUUCACUCGCGGCGCCGCGCUCUACUGUUCGCUUCUCACGUGUCAACCCCAUCACCCCCUGCCUGGCAACACCACCACGCAUGGUGGCAGCAGGGAUGCAAGCCCCUACGACCCCAUCAGCGCCUGAAGCGGGUUCUCCUUGCCGGGUGUGCGUGGGAGGUGGGACCUCUCACCGACUGCAGCACCACCAAAGCAGCCAGCCACCCCACCCCAGCGUCGGCAGCGUGGCGGCGGCACUGACCCCACUGCUGAUGGACGCGUCUGGCCCGCCUGCCGACAGCCGGGACGCGGAGGGGGAGAAGGCAGCGCUGCACGCAGCGGUGCCACCCAUGCUGUCAGCGGAGGAGGACGUGGAGCAGCCGCAGCGCAUGCAGCUCUUCAUGGCGCACCUCAUGGCGCACCUCUUCUGCUGCGGCACCCUCGCCCGCCCCCACUGCGACAUCCCCGCCGGGCCGCCAGAGGCCAACGACCCGUCACCACCCUCGCGAGGGUUUGUGCCCAUAGAUCGCUCCAUGCCUCCCAUCAUGUCGGGCCGCGUGCUGCAGCUGCCCGCCUCCUACCUCUUCUCCGGUGGCCGACCCUCAGAGGACGACGACUAG